CGGUAACCUAACCAAAUCGGAAUACAGAUUUCUUUUUGCACUUUUGAUUUAAUCCUCGAUUGCUGUUAGUUUUGUCAUCAGAUUAGGAGGUAUAUAUGGAUACUUCUUCUUGGGAUGGAAGCCUUUCCAAGACUGAGUUCGAUCUUGCUGUAAGAUCUUUUGCAGAAAAAUGGAAAAGGAACAACACUGAUUACCCACCGUGGUUAUGGGUUUCUUGUCCGAAGCAACCUUGGCUUCCUUCUCAUGAUGUGGAGGGUUACUCGAGUCUGGAGAAGAUUCGGCUUUAUAAUCAUGGAUCAAGUGAGGAAGAUAGCGACAGAGUGACUCAGAGUGGGGAAGAAGAGACCACUUGUGGGAAUGAGGAUGCUAUAGAUAGUGCCAUGCUGGUUCAGAGCAGUCAUUCUGAAGUAUAUUACUAUGAUCUUCAUGUGGUUUAUAGUGCCUCAUACAGGGUUCCGGUGCUAUAUUUCCGUGUUUACGGCAGUGAUGGUCGACCUUUGGCAUUGGAUGAAAUUGAAAAAGUCCUUCCUUCCUGCUCUGCUAAGAUUUUGCUGGAAUCAAAAUGGACGUUUAUAACUCAGGAGGAACAUCCUUACUUGCACAGGCCAUGGUACAAAUUACAUCCAUGUGGGACCAGCGAGUGGAUGAAGCUGAUGUUGGUUGGGGAUGCUUCGGUGGCAAACCUUGAAUCGGUAAUUGAACUUUAUCUUGUGUCCUGGCUCUCAUUUGUCGGGCAGGUGGUUGGACUAAGGGUCCCUUUUAAAAUGUUGGAUGAUAAAGCUGAUUGAUAUUUGAUACAUAUCUAGAACAAGAAAUUACCAUGGAACUCUUACUAACCCUUCUCAAACACAUUUGAUCUUGUAUUUUAUUGAGAUGAAAAUUUACACCAA
Messenger RNA from Tripterygium wilfordii, 890 nucleotides. RefSeq names its product ubiquitin-like-conjugating enzyme ATG10. The record is from RefSeq and is a predicted model, not a curated record. NCBI's taxonomy places the organism in Eukaryota, Viridiplantae, Streptophyta, Magnoliopsida, Celastrales, Celastraceae. Gene Ontology annotation, biological process: protein modification by small protein conjugation; protein lipidation; macroautophagy. The transcript has 7 exons. Gene Ontology annotation, cellular component: intracellular anatomical structure. Bases 96 to 788 code for a protein of 230 amino acids. Gene Ontology annotation, molecular function: Atg12 transferase activity.